CGUUACAGUUUCUUCACUGCUCCAAUUGUUUUGGCUGGUCUUUUGUUAGCUAGCGUCCGGUUGGACAGCACUGAACAUGUAUAUGUUAACAUAGGUGUAGUUUUUUUUUAAAAACCCUUUGUUUGCACGGUUAACCGCUGUCUAGACAAAUAUAUCGGACAUCUGUGUGCAAAUAUAUGUGUAGCCCACAACGUUUUAUAUUAAAAUUGCGAGCUGCACUUUAAGAGGGACACCUCGAGAAGGUUGUUUACAAGCCUGCAAGUGAGUUGCCAGCAAACAAGACAAAGUUGGUUCCUGUUAUUGUGAGCGUUUUCUCACCACAUGUCUCAAGAUAAUGGCAUUUAGUAACAUAAUGCAUAAGUCAUCUUUCUAAAGUUUAAUUUAAUGCCGUGCAAUUUAGCAUCAGCAGCGACACAGCUUUGAAAUUACAUCUGUAUAACGUUUGUGUUGGAUAUUUGAAAGUUAGAUACAUGCUUUUCUUUGCUAUUAUGCAUGCCUUUAUAAGUGAUUUAUGUUGUCUUUAAAAUUGCUAGUAAAUUGUUCAGAAACGCUGUAACUGACUGUAAACAAUGUUGUUGUUUUUUCUCCAGCAAUUCAGUUAAUUCCUCCUGUGGCCAACAUGAACAUCUGUUUUGUCCUGUGUCAUGCUCUUGUGCUUUUAAUGUUCAUCUAAUGGGUCUUGAAAUUAUUCUCAACAUUUUAGAUGCUUUUUGGUCACAUUUGUUAAGGAUUUUUAAAGAAAAAUGGAUUAACACAUAAGAACAAUCAAGCAUGGACCGUUUAAUGAAGGAAUAUGGUAUCAAGUUUCCGUGUCUCAGAGCUCCAGGUACUUUUAGGUUUUGCUGGAAGGAAUAAGAGCGGUCGCAAGCAUGAACUUUUGCUGAGGGCUCUGCAUUUACUGAGGAGUGGCUGUAGUCCUGCUGUGCAGAUCAAAAUAAAGGAACUGUAUCGUCGGAGAUACCCAAGAACAUUUGAAGGUCUUUCAGAUUUGACGGCUCUCAAGUCAAGCAUCAAGUCUUACUUUCACAUAGUCGGUGGUGCCACGGUUGUGAGCUCAGAUCUUCCUCUGCAAACCAGCCAUUCGGACCUGGUGCAGCAGCACCUGUCGAGCUGUGAGUCACCUGUUUUUCAUGAAUCAAAGCCCAUGAUGAAUAUGCAGCAGCCCACGCCACUUAUGGCUCCCGUCCACCCGGACGUGCAGAUGAAAUCCCUCCCUUUUUACGAUGUGCUGGACGUCUUGAUCAAACCAUCAAGUUUAGGGGCCAGUACUGUUCAGCGGUUUCACCAGGAGAAAUACUUUAUAUUUGCUUUGACUCCACAACAAGUGAGAGAAGUUUGUAUUUCUCGGGAUUUUCUUCCAGGUGGCAGAAGAGACUACAUGGUUCAAAUUCAACUACGGUUUUGUCUAGCGGAGACCAGCUGUCCACAAGAGGACAAUUAUCCAAACAGCCUGUGCAUUAAAGUCAAUGGGAAGCUCUUUCCUCUCCCUGGCUAUGCACCACCUCCUAAAAAUGGUGUGGAGCAAAAAAGACCAGGCAGACCACUGAACAUCACUUCUCUGGUUAGGUUGUCAUCCGCUGUACCAAAUCAGAUAUCAGUCACAUGGGCACCUGAAAUAGGAAAAACAUACUCCAUGUCUGUUUACUUGGUAAGGCAGCUGACCUCCCCACUGUUACUGCAGAGAUUAAGAAUGAAGGGGAUCAGAAACCCUGACCACUCCAGAGCAUUAAUUAAAGAAAAACUCACAGCAGACCCUGACAGCGAAAUUGCUACAACCAGUUUACGAGUCUCACUUAUGUGCCCUCUUGGUAAGAUGCGCCUUACAGUACCCUGCCGAGCUGUCACCUGUUCUCACCUGCAGUGCUUUGAUGCUGCUCUCUACCUGCAAAUGAAUGAGAAGAAGCCCACCUGGAUCUGUCCCGUCUGUGACAAAAAGGCCACAUACGAGAGUCUGAUCAUAGAUGGGCUUUUCAUGGAAAUACUCAAUGACUGCACAGAUGUAGAUGAAAUCAAAUUUCAAGAGGAUGGGACAUGGUGUCCAAUGAGACCAAAGAAGGAGGCUUUGAAAGUGUCAUCUUCAUGUAUCCCAAAAAUUGAUUGUGCUGUCCCAGUGCGACAGAGUGCCAUGGUGCCACUCCCAGAACCCAGCAGUACAAAAAAAGCAGACGUGAUCGAUCUGACGCUAGAGAGCUCGUCUGAUGAUGACGAGGAGUGUGAUCCACCUCUGAAAAAGCGCUGUGUCUACAUGUCAAAAGCUGAGGAGAUGCACAGCAAAGGGGUUUUGACUUAUCAGCCAUCAACUGUUCGAGUGCCAAAUGUCCAGGCGCUGGACACCUCAUACCUGACCUCCUCCAUAGCAGACUACUCUGUUCCAUUCCACCAUUCAACCUUAUCCACUAUUCCCACAGAUAUGCAAAGUCUUGAUUUAUUUUCGCUGAUUCAAGGGGACCCACAGCAGCAUUACAGAGCCCCCAUAUUUUUAGACAACCUCUCUAGCAGUCUUCAGAGUGCCACCACCAGCACUGGCCUUGUAUCCUCAUCAGCUCAGUAUACAAUAGAGACGGGAACCCAUAGCAGCAGCUCUAGUCACGAGACAGGUGUCAUCACUGGAGGAUCUUCAGGCCUCUCAGACAUUAUCUCACUAGACUGAAUCAUGGUUCAUCUUUGUUGGCCAGAAUUACGCCAGUCACUAAACCAACGACGAAUCAAAUUAGCUAAGCUAAAAGAAAAAUGUGAUGGACUAUGGAAUUCAAGAAUCGUAUUUUGACAAGGAACUAGGAGGACUGCAAUGAAGCAAGAUCUUGUGGCUUGGUCAGCAAAUGCACCACUGACUCGAGCUAUUUUUUCUUCAAAUUAGGGUAACUUAAGUUACACUUAAUUACUCAUCCAUUAGCUUUUUGAUUUGAGGAGCAGAGCAAAACAGACUGAAAAACGAGUGGACUGAAAAUGUCAGACACAUCAAACCGUCAGCGGUUCUGCGGUUGAAACGAAAAAGGAAUUUCAGCGGCAGCUCAAAUUGUUGUCCUUAACAAUUUCAGCAGUGCAAUUAUUAAUAUUUUUGUUACAAUUUCAGACUUCAGUUGCAGCAAUAAAAACUCUUUGUUGUAUAUUGUAAAAUGUUUACUCGUCUGAUAUCAAGACAAAUGUCAGAUUGCAACAGUUUUGUCUGUUUUUUAAGAUUGUGGUUUUAAAUUGUGAUUUAAUUAUUUUAUCAAAGGUAAUCGGAUUCCUGAUUGCUGAUGCAGUAAAUCAAUUUUGAAUCUGUAA
This is a messenger RNA of Myxocyprinus asiaticus (Chinese sucker), 3267 nucleotides long. Its product is annotated as E3 SUMO-protein ligase PIAS2-like. Lineage: Eukaryota; Metazoa; Chordata; Actinopteri; Cypriniformes; Catostomidae. The coding region runs from base 794 to 2650 and encodes 618 amino acids. Gene Ontology annotation, molecular function: SUMO ligase activity; transcription coregulator activity; zinc ion binding. The transcript is spliced from 14 exons. The record is from RefSeq and is a predicted model, not a curated record. Gene Ontology annotation, biological process: protein sumoylation; regulation of transcription by RNA polymerase II.